Messenger RNA from Fundulus heteroclitus (mummichog), 3829 nucleotides. It is a transcript of the gene exoc3l2a, whose product is annotated as exocyst complex component 3-like 2a. The record is from RefSeq and is a predicted model, not a curated record. The transcript has 14 exons. Gene Ontology annotation, cellular component: exocyst. Gene Ontology annotation, molecular function: SNARE binding. Gene Ontology annotation, biological process: exocyst localization; exocytosis. NCBI's taxonomy places the organism in Eukaryota, Metazoa, Chordata, Actinopteri, Cyprinodontiformes, Fundulidae. The coding region runs from base 231 to 3023 and encodes 930 amino acids.
CAACCACAUUGCUCUCUUGAGUCAGCCAGUACUUUCAGACACGCUCUUUCACUCAUCAGUCUUUCUCACUCACACACACACACACACACACACACACACACACACACACACACACACACACACACCCCACAGCCUGGCAGCCUGCACAGCCAGCAUUCUCCAGGAUGACACUGAACUGAAACACAGCACAGGCGAAGUGUUCAGUUUUUUUUUAAGGAUCAGCUGCAAUCAUGCCUAUUCUAAAAAAGCUCCCAGGACGAUCCAAGAGCUGCCACGAGUUCCCCAGAGUAAACGGUGAACUGAUCCUGCCCCGGCUGGAGUUGGACCUGAGGGAUCUGAAUGAUCUAAAUGAGCUGAAGGAACUGAAUGAGCUGAAGAAAAGCCUUAACCCCUUUGACGAUGUGGACCUGGACGAGGACCAGAAGAACGGGGGAGACACGGGCCUCUUCAUGGGGGAGGUCAGAGGGAACCUUCAGCUGAGGUCUUCGCGUGACGGAGAAGAGGAAGAGAAUGAAGUGAACACAGAGAAGCAUGGGGCAGGAAACCUCAAAGGGAAGCCGCUCAGGGGCACUCUGGAGCGCAUUUGUGGAGUCUCACCCCUCAAAACCCUCGAGAAACUGGGAAAGGGUCUUCGCAAAUCAGGACGAAAUGUAUGGGGGAACAGCUUUCCCCACCACAACCCUGGAGACUCAAAGACACUCCCAGCAGAGAAGGAGAAGGGAAAAGGGCUGCGAAGAGGCUCAGAGGGGAUUAUGACCCUACUUCGUGGAAAAGGUCGUCGUAAGGAGGAGCGCAGGGAAAGCCUGCCCUGUGGGGACCUGAGCACAGAGUGUGAGGCAGAGGGUUCCAGGCGACCCUCCUUUCUGAGGAUCAGUUUGGGAAAGCUGAAAAGAGAAUCCAUGUCGGACAAGGCUUCCCAAGAGGCUGACGAGGAGGAGCUAGAAGAGGAACCAGUAGUUAAAAGCAGAGAGCCCCUGUCAGUUCUGGAGAUUCUCCAGUUGGUCAACCACAGAGACCUUCUCUUGGCCGACACACACAUUCUGGAGCUGGAACGCGAGUGUGAGCUCCUGUCUUUGCUGCCAGCAACACCUGCAUCCACCCCUACUUCUACCUUAAGUCGUAGCACACCACCUAUUGCCCAUCUUUUAUCAUCUUCAUCCUUUGACGAGGCUCUUAGCGCAAAUGCAACACUAGACUCGAGCAGAAGGAAAGCUAAAGAUGUGGAGCUCCUGUACGAAGCCUUGCAAAAGGAGAUGUGGGACGUGGUAAGAGAGUCGCUACGCCAGCCAAGCGCCGGCCCUAACCUUGGUCUAGUGGUGCUGGUUAUCCAACAGGAAGAGCAUGCUGAUGCUGCCUGGGCUGUGAGAGAGGACACCAGAACAGAGCCAGUGAGCCCCCACAUCCAACCCAGCCAUCGUCCUCGACAGCUGAAGAUGAAGUGGAGGCACGCCGUGGCAGAAGCUGCUGACUGGAGCCUGCCUCAACAGGUAGAUACUCAGGCAGGCCAGCUGGCCUUAUAUCUGGAGCGUCUGAGGAGCCGGAUGGUGGACGAUCUGGAUGCAGCCAGGAGAAACGCUGUAUCCAUUUACCCAGAGGAGUUUACAGCUUUCCAGGUGUAUGUGGAAAGCUACCAUCAGGCUGUUGCCAGACGCCUUCGGACCAUCACCAGUGGGCCACUGCAGAUCACAGAUGUCUACUCACUAUUAGACUGGUUUUACAACAUCUACAACAGGGAUGUGCUUGGAACCAUUGGCACCAGCACACCCAUACACUACACUGCACUGGAACCUAUUCUUCCUCAACAGACUGUGGACAGGCUGGAGGAAGACUGCAUCAGUAUAGUCAGGGAUAAAGUAACAACAGAGCUUAUCCAGGUUCUGGAGGAAGAGGAGAGGCGAUGGGCUCAGACGCUACACAUAGAGGAGUAUCAGUCAAACCUAGCACGCUCUGUGAUCCAGAGGCUGAAGGUGGACUUGGAUAGAUCCACAUCUGUGAGCCAGUUUCUUGGUGCAAGAGUUGCUCGCUGUUGUCUUAUUGGGCUCGCUGACUUUCUCUUCAGCUUCCAGAGGAAGGUGGAGAUGUUUCAUGACACACAGGCCGAGUUUGGAGACAGAGGGGAUGGAUAUGUGUCCAAAACCAUAGCUCUGGUCAACUGCUGCCCUCCCCUGAGGACCUUUGUGGAGCGGUGCAGGCAGUGUGACCCACAGGGCAGCGAAGAGUCAGCUCAGAGAGCCGACUCUUCUCUUGACAGAAUCAUCAGCCAGUCGGUGGGGGUUCUGACGGACAGACUGUUUGAGCACAUUAGGCCUUUCUUUGACAAACUAAUGAAGAGGAAAUGGCUGAACAACACGGAGGCCUUUGAAGCUAUUGAAGCCAGUAUUAAACAGCACUUCAGAAAGUUCAAAAGGAUGGACCCUCCUCCAUAUCAGACAUUAGUUGGUGAGGUGCACAGACGGGUCCUGGUGGAGUAUGUGCGCGCCAUCAUGCGAGGUCGGAUCAUUUGCACCUCCUCUAAGAUGAGAAAGAGAAUGGCUUUUCGUCUACAAGACGAGGCCAAGCAGCUGAAAGGGCUCUUCAGAGAUCUGGAAUCAAACGCCUCCUGGUUGGACAGCACCAUCAGCCACCUAGCUGACAUCAUCCUUCUUGAAGACACUCCCUCCAUCCAGAUGGAGGUUGCUGUCCUGGUGAAAGAGUUCCCAGAUAUAAGGAAGAAGCAUGUCUCCACCCUACUGAACGUGCGAGGAAUGACGCGGCAGGCAGAGCGACAGGAGAUCCUCAACGUCGUCAAAGACUUUGAAUGCAGCAAUGCCCUCGUUUGCCAGGAACGUGCUCUGUUUGCUGACAUUCCCAUCACAUCAGAGAUGCACUGCAUCAGCCUGCGUCUCCUGCGCCUCGCCAUGACCGUCUCCAACUGGUUCUCAGAGCAUCGGCCAAGGCGAAGGCCCAGGACAAAUGCUCGGAGUUCAGCACCUCAAGCGGUCGAGUCAGCUGAAGACAAAAACAAGCUUCACAGAGAAGAUUAGGACUUUAAUGUCAUGUACAUGAACCUUUGAUUCCAAACAGUGUUACCAGUCUCCUAAAGAAACUUGACCUAAUGUACUGCUGGUACUGUACAUGCUCGCUGACAUUAACUUUGGGUAUUUUAAAUCGCCAUGUUUUAUAUUUUGGUUUUGAUUCAUACAUAGUCAAGUAAUCAAGUGGUUAAAAUGUCCAAAAUAACUUUUUUUGUUAUUCUGUUCUGUCUCUAUCAACCUUUUAUUCUUCCAUAACUCUGCAAAACCCAGUAGAUUAUAUUUUACAGUAUGACGUACAGUGUAUAUUAACCUAGUCAUUUAUCCAUAUUCUCUGCUAUCUAGUGCAUUCUGUGCAGAUGUGUUCAGAUUUCUACAAGUCAGUAUCAUCAACCACAUAAUAGGAUCUACACUCACGCUGCAGCAUGCAGCUAAACUAUAGAGCUGUCUUCAGUGACAAAAUAAACUAACAUUCCUGGAAAGAUGGGCUGGCCCCCACGGAGCUCUGAUCGCAGUAUCAUGGAGACACACUGAUCUUUCUUAGGAUGAAAUUUGUAAGUAUAGUUGUGUGUCUAAGUGUAUCAAGAUGACUCUGUGCUGCUUGGGCAAAACAUGGCUUUAUGUCUUUAUGGCACUUUGCUUGAAGUUAAUGUAACAACAAUGAUUACUUGCUUUAUCUUGGAGAGAAUGCUCAUUUUAACUUGGAGGCUAAAAAUCUCUAAAGCAAAACGGUGUGAAAAUGUGUUGAACUUUGACUGUGAAGGAAAUGGAUUCAUUGCUGGAAACAAUAAAAGCCCAUUGACUGGGCAGAAUAAGUA